AAAUGUUGUGAAUCUUCACUACCACUAUCAAGUACCACUACCAGUAGUAGUACCACUACCAGUCCAGCGUUAAACUUAAAAGUACAAGACCAUUCUACAAACAGAAUGCAAGGCCCAUCUGAGAAAAACAUUCCCAACUUUAACAAAAGAAAAAGACCUUGUCAGGCUCUCUAUGCCUUUCCAGGUAAAGGCUCACAGAAUACAGACUCUGGUGGCACACCAAGUUCUGCACCGUACAUCCAGCACCAGCAGACCUUCAGUGGUUCCAACCAGUAUACAGGUCAUGGGACAAACGAUGGUUGGCAAGGUGCUAAUAAUAGUGUGUCGCACCUGCCGUCAGGUGAGGGUAGAACAGGCGGCUGGCAGGGCACUAACAAGUCUGUCCAUCAGAGAACGAACACCACUUCAAAUAGACCUUGGGCACCAUCUUUACCCUAUCAGCAAUCCAACCAGCAUAACAUGAACCAAGGCCCUCCUCAGCAGCAGUCUGGAAACAUGAAGCAACUGUUGCGACCCUGGCAGCAGAAGUACAAUGAACCCUCUCCGGCAAAGACUUACAGACCAUCCGCAUCACCAGCUGUGCAGUCCAGUAAUGUCCAGUCUGCUCAGAGGUAUGUGGUGGGUGAUUAUAGCGAAGCAUGCAGACAUUGUUUAAAAUAUUGCCUCUAA
Messenger RNA from Strongylocentrotus purpuratus (purple sea urchin), 669 nucleotides. RefSeq lists its product as uncharacterized. The transcript is spliced from 3 exons. NCBI's taxonomy places the organism in Eukaryota, Metazoa, Echinodermata, Echinoidea, Camarodonta, Strongylocentrotidae. The record is from RefSeq and is a predicted model, not a curated record. Bases 106 to 669 code for a protein of 187 amino acids.